AUGGACAAAUUGGAAGCACUGUCCUCACGCAUAUUUCCUUCCGAUCCCUCUAUAGGCAAAAUUGGUUCAAUAGAGUAUAAUGUCUGGUUGGCACAGUUAUUUGGCGUGCCGGUAUUGGGAUUGAAAAAGGAAACUCCUCGCAUGAGAAUCGCUUUGGCUGUCUAUGGAGUAGUGGCUACAUUGGUGGUGACAUUCCUUUAUACGGGCUUCGAGAUCUACGAUAUGAUAUUUUGUUGGCCAAAUUUGGAUAAACUUACGCAAAAUAUUUGCUUAUCAUUGACGCAUGUUGCUGGCGCUUUAAAGGUUAUAAAUAUUAUUUAUCGCCUUAAAGAAGUCGCUGGUGUGGUGAGAAAGAUAGAGUAUGCAGCGAGAUAUUAUGUCAUUUCAAAAAAUCAAUUAAAGGCUUUCUAUCGUGGUGAAUUUGAAAAUAAAAUACCCUUAACAAUCUAUGCCUCGCUGGUGGGUUUCACAGGCAUUUUAGGCAUCGCCUAUCUGCUCCACAAUCCUACUGGCGUUGCUGGUGAAAUCUUUCCGUAUCGCGUCAAAUUGCCCCAUUGGAUGCCUUUCGGCUUACAGCUGGCUUAUAUGGGCUUUAGUGUGUUGGUUUUUGCCUUACAAAUUGUUGCCAUCGACUAUCUUAAUGUCACUAUGAUCAAUCAAAUAAGAUUCCAAUUGAAAAUAUUAAAUUUGGCAUUCGAAGAACUCAAAUUCGUGUCUGGCCAAGCAGCGCAUGAAUUGAGUUUGGAUAGGCGUUUGCGUACGAUAGUUGAUCAUCACAAUUUGCUACGCAAUUUACGCAAUGAAGUCGAAGAGAUCUUUCGCUUGCCGGUACUCGUACAAUUCUUCACCUCACUCAUUAUAUUCGCAAUGACCGGUUUUCAAGCUAUCGUCAAGUCGGAAAAUUCAAAUGGCGCUUCAUUAAUUUACUGUUAUUGUGGUUGCAUAUUUUGUGAAUUAUUUGUUUAUUGUUGGUUUGGCAAUGAAGUGUCCGAGCAGAGCAAAACCCUAACCACCAGCGGCUACAACUGCCAUUGGUAUCAAUUUGGUCCGCGCUAUAAGAAAUCUCUUUUGAUAUUUAUGUUUAAUUCUCAAAAACCGAUUGUUUUUACCGCCGGCGGAUUUAUGGCCCUGUCUUUGCCCAGUUUUACUGGUAUAUUGAGUAAAUCGUAUACGGUUAUUGCAUUGUUGCGUCAAUUUUAUGGCCGUUAAGGGUGAAAUAUUUUAAGCUGACCAGCUGCCUAGAAGGUGUUGAUUUUACGAAUUACAAAUUAUGUGAUAAUAAAGCGAUAAGGUUAUUUCUG
This is a messenger RNA of Ceratitis capitata (Mediterranean fruit fly), 1301 nucleotides long. Its product is annotated as odorant receptor 2a-like. Gene Ontology annotation, cellular component: plasma membrane. Gene Ontology annotation, molecular function: odorant binding; olfactory receptor activity. The record is from RefSeq and is a predicted model, not a curated record. The transcript is spliced from 6 exons. Bases 1 to 1209 code for a protein of 402 amino acids. Gene Ontology annotation, biological process: sensory perception of smell; detection of chemical stimulus involved in sensory perception of smell. NCBI's taxonomy places the organism in Eukaryota, Metazoa, Arthropoda, Insecta, Diptera, Tephritidae.